GACAACUGUGGAAUGAAUCUCUCAACUCUGGAUUUAUGUCCACCCUAACCCCAAUAAUCUGGGGUCAGUGUGGAUGGCCAUGCAAGCAUUCCACUCUGUUGGAGAGUGGCCAGGAGAAGUGUCCUUGUCAGCAAUGGCAGCUCUGAAAACGAGGGACUCUUACAUGUUUUAUGUGUGAACAUUGACACACUGAGAUGAGUAAGAUACUAGUAGAAUCCGCUGCAUGGUUCUGGGGCCUUGGAAGACUAGGGCAACAUUCAUGGUGUUCAUGGAGGUGGAUGUGAAAAGAAUGAGUGGAUUUGAAGAGAAUGAGAGCAGAGAGAGGCUGAGGUUCAGAAUUAUUAGAAGGACUAAAUCCUUGUAUUUGUUACAGUCACUCUUCCAAUGCCUCUUUCUUAUAUCUUUCCUCUGAGCCAUGACUGAAUGAUUUUUUUUCUUUUUCCUUUCCUAGGCACUGAAUUUGGGAUGCAGAAGCCCCAGCUCUUGGUCCCUGUUGUGGCUACUCCAAAUGGAACUCUGGUCCACCCAACAUACUUCUUGCUGGUGGGUAUCCCUGGUCUGGGGCCUGGCAUACACUUCUGGCUGGCUUUUCCACUGUGUUUUAUGUAUGCUGUGGCCACCUUGGGCAAUCUGGCCAUUGUCCUCAUUAUUCGCAUGGAGAGGUGUUUGCAUGAGCCCAUGUAUCUUUUCCUGGCCAUGCUCUCCACCAUUGACCUAGUUCUCUCCUCCAUCACCAUGCCUAAGAUGGCCAGCCUUUUUCUGACAGGCAUCCAGGAGAUUGAGUUCAAUGUUUGCCUGGCACAGAUGUUCCUUAUCCAUGCUUUGUCAGCCAUGGAGUCGGCGGUUUUGCUGGCCAUGGCUUUUGACCGCUUUGUGGCCAUCUGCCACCCACUACGCCAUGCUUCUGUGCUUACAGGGCCUACUGUGGCCAAGAUUGGACUAGCUGCCCUGACCAGGGGAUUUGUUUUCUUUUUCCCUCUGCCCUUCAUCCUGAAGCGGUUGUCCUAUUGUAAGACACAUACUGUCACACAUUCCUUCUGUCUGCAUCAAGAUAUCAUGAAGUUGUCUUGUACCGAUACCACAGUCAAUGUGAUCUAUGGACUCUUCAUCAUUCUUUCAGUCAUGGGUGUGGACUCCCUUUUUAUUGGAUUCUCCUACAUCCUUAUCCUGCGAGCUGUGUUGGAGCUGUCCUCCAGGGGAGCUGCACUCAAAGCUUUUAACACCUGCAUCUCACAUCUCUGUGCUGUGCUGGUCUUCUAUGUGCCUCUCAUUGGGCUCUCAGUGGUGCACAGGCUGGGUGGGCAUACCUCCCUGCUCCAUGUGGUUAUGGCUAACAUCUAUCUAUUGCUGCCACCUGUGGUCAACCCCAUUGUCUAUGGGGCCAAGACCAAGGAGAUUCGUUCAAGGGUCCUCCAUAUAUUCUCACAGGAUAGCAGGUGAGAAGAGUCCCUACCACAGUGUCCUCAGUAAUGCCAAAGAUGGGAGGAUUAGAUUAUGUUGAAUGUCUUGUUUGAGGAGACAACACUCUUUUCUACUUCUGUUUAUCUAAAUAGAUUUGUAUUUCUCUCUCCAGGAAUGUGCCAUUAUGCAAGGGCAGACCAUCCUGGAGAAGGAUUUACCUAGUCUCUGUGCUAUAAUGGCCUUACAUGGUCCCUCUCUCUCAAGUAAAUAUACACAUGAUUUUGACAUGGGAAGGCUAUAAUAUCACACCUCAUGGUUUAUUUCAGUCUUCAUGUAUGAUUUAAAUUAUGAUUUCCCUCAUGCAUUUAGGUCAGUAAAUCUGUGUUGAUUAUGAAACUUACUACUCAUACCCCAAAGUGGUUACACAGUCAUAAUUAUGGGUUACUGAAGGUAUUUGGAGGAUAGUGGUGGAAAGGAAAUGGAGACAGGAGAGGGGGUAGUUCACAUGAAGUACUCAAGUUUCUGUAUGUAUCUGGGUGUAUUUAUCUGCCAAUGUGUAUCUGUGUGUGCUGUGUGAAAGCAAGUGUGCUCAUAUGCAAGAGAGAAAAUGUGCCUAUUGUGUUUGGUGAGUGUAGUAGUGGUGUUCUGACAUAUUCCAGUAUAUGUUUCAUGGGUGAUAUCUUUGUACA
Messenger RNA from Oryctolagus cuniculus (rabbit), 2090 nucleotides. It is a transcript of the gene OR51D1, whose product is annotated as olfactory receptor family 51 subfamily D member 1. Gene Ontology annotation, biological process: G protein-coupled receptor signaling pathway. The record is from RefSeq and is a predicted model, not a curated record. Lineage: Eukaryota; Metazoa; Chordata; Mammalia; Lagomorpha; Leporidae. Gene Ontology annotation, cellular component: plasma membrane. Gene Ontology annotation, molecular function: G protein-coupled receptor activity; olfactory receptor activity.